Messenger RNA from Aspergillus homomorphus CBS 101889, 498 nucleotides. RefSeq lists its product as uncharacterized. NCBI's taxonomy places the organism in Eukaryota, Fungi, Ascomycota, Eurotiomycetes, Eurotiales, Aspergillaceae. The coding region runs from base 1 to 498 and encodes 165 amino acids. The record is from RefSeq and is a predicted model, not a curated record. The transcript has a single exon.
AUGUUGCUUGCAGCUCUGGGGCUAAUCUCUACGUUCCUACUUGCCUUCCGUCUAUUGUUCUCCGGCCCGAAGCAGGUCUUCAGCUCGAAGCCAGUGUCCAGGUCAACGGAAGCACGACCAGACAUGGCCAAUGUGACCCUCGACUUAGAAGAUCCAUCACCGCCUGAGCCCUUCAUAGGUUUAUGCGGGGAUAGUCUCAACGAUGACAGCUACUGGCUGGACUUCGGGGUCGGGUCUGAGAUCAGCGUGUUAGGGUUCCCUUUCAGGGCAGAAAAUAUCUGCUGCGGGGGGUCUCGAAGGUGGAGAUCGACUUCCUCGGGCUGGGCAGCUACUGGUGGCGUCUGGGUGUUACAUUGUACGCGGGCAAAAGCCGCUCGGAAAGGGGCUUCCAGAAACCACAUUGCAGCUACGAUGGAGGAACGGUGCCAGGUGAUUGAGAAACUUGGCGGUGUAUUCUAUGCCAACCCUAGGGACUGUCUUCAUCUCGAUUUACCAUGA